UGGGAGAGUUAUAUAAGUCUAGUCACCACACACUAUCUCACGCACGCGAAAAUCCUAUUUUUCAGAGUUUGUUCCCUAAAAUCUCUCUGAUUCUCCCUAUUUUGCCAUAUAUUGCCUCAGAAGUCAGUAGCUGUUGUUCUGGGUACAUUGGAGUGUCAGUCUCUCAGGUUUUGAGUCAUUUAUCUAUAUAAAACUCUGCUCUCAGGUGCUGCAGCAAGCUUAUACAUUCUCCGUGAGUUCUGAAUUUUGUGUGUUUUUCUGCUGCAAAGGGUCUUUCUUGAAUAAUGUGAUUUCAAGUCAAGUCUUCUUCUUGGUUCUCUUCUCUGUUUGGUUGAUUCCCAUUUGCUCAAUAGUGUUAUAAGUCAUUUCUAAGUUAAUUCCAAUCAUGGGGUGUCGCUAAUCUUGCUGCAUAGAAAUCCUUUGUCCAGUUUGCUAAAUUUCAAGUCUUUUCUUUUGUUCUAUCAGCAAAAAGAAGUCUUUAGUUGUGUCUGUGAAUGCCAAUUUGCUUCAAAUUGUUCUAAGCCAUUAAAAGUGCAGUUUCUGAUAAUGGGUUUUCGCUAAUUUGCUUGUUCUUGCUCUGAGAACUUCAAUUUUUAUUUUUAUCUUGACUCUGAUAUUUUCCAGUUAAAGCUCGGAAAUUUAUACCAAGUAUCUGGUGUUUUAGCAUUCUCAUGCUUCUAGGCACUAUAGGAGGCCUUUUUGAUAAGAGAAGGGAGAGGUGAUGGAUCUAAGCUUUGUCAAAGUUUACCGCUAAUUGUGAUCUGAUCAUAUGGAAAGUCUCUGCUCAUUUCGUUAAAUUUGAACUUCUUAAUUCACUAUGAACUCCGUUCGUUGAUCCUUGACUCCUCUAAGAUAUGGAAUCUAAGUAGUUGAUUUUACUAAUUGAUUCUUUUGUUCUUCAUAGAAAUAUAUACCACAUUCUUUAUCGAUCCUUUGAUAUGUAAAGCUCAUCUACUGUAUUUGGACCUCAUUAAGGGUCUGUCACACUUCAAAAGUUCAAUGAAUCAACAUUCUUCUUUCCCGCUUGUUUUCCUCCUUCAAAAUCCUAUGAUGAUCAAGAGAUCUUGCUUUCUCUGCCCCUAUAUAUAUUUAUAUGUCCUAAUGCAAAUUUAGAAACCAUAUCAGCCUCUCGAGUACCUCGCAAUUUGGAUCCGAACUUCCACCUCACUUAUUGGCCUGGUUACUUGUAUCUCAAACAACAACUAGAAAGGUUUUCAUUUCCUUCUUGUUUCCUGAGUAUUGGACAUAUUAUGGAAGAAACAUUUGUUCCCUUUCGGGGGAUAAAGAAUGACCUCAAAGGGAGACUUCUGUGCUACAAACAGGAUUGGACUGGUGGCUUAAGAGCGGGUAUCAGGAUCUUGGCCCCAACAACAUACAUAUUCUUUGCUUCAGCAAUUCCAGUUAUCUCUUUUGGAGAGCAGCUGGAACGAAAUACAAAUGGAGCCUUGACUGCAGUACAGACUCUUGCAUCAACAUCACUUUGUGGUGUUAUCCACUCGAUUUUUGGAGGACAGCCCUUGCUCAUACUAGGGGUGGCUGAGCCAACAGUAUUGAUGUAUACAUUUAUGUUCAACUUUGCUAAGGACCGGAAGGAUUUGGGGCAGGAACUCUUUUUAGCCUGGACUGGAUGGGUAUGUGUGUGGACAGCCCUUCUGCUCUUCUUGCUUGCCGUUCUGGGUGCAUGCUCCAUUAUCAAUAGGUUUACGCGUAUUGCUGGUGAAUUAUUUGGUCUGCUAAUUGCAAUGCUUUUUAUGCAGCAGGCCAUAAGGGGACUUGUGGAGGAAUUUAGCGUACCUAAGAGAGAAAAUCCUAAUAAGAUUGCACUCCAACCUGCUUGGCGGUUCGGCAAUGGAAUGUUUGCAUUAGUUCUGUCAUUUGGCCUUCUUUUAACUGCAUUGAGAAGCCGUAAAGCUAGAUCCUGGCGUUAUGGAGCAGGUUGGCUACGGGGAUUUAUUGCGGAUUAUGGAGUCCCAUUUAUGGUUGUUGUUUGGACUGCUGUAUCUUACAUACCAGUUAAUGAUGUUCCAAGAGGAAUCCCAAGACGACUUUUCAGUCCAAACCCAUGGUCUCCUGGUGCAUACUCAAAUUGGACAGUUGUCAAGGAGAUGAUGAAUGUACCUCCAUUAUAUAUAGUUGGAGCAUUUAUACCAGCAACUAUGAUUGCUGUGCUCUACUACUUUGAUCAUAGUGUUGCAUCCCAACUUGCCCAACAGAAGGAAUUUAAUCUAAAUAAACCAGCUUCAUAUCACUAUGACCUUCUCCUUCUGGGUUUUCUGGUCAUAUUAUGUGGGCUUCUUGGCAUUCCCCCUUCCAAUGGAGUAAUUCCACAAUCUCCAAUGCAUACAAAAAGCUUAGCUACUCUAAAACAUCAGCUUUUGCGGAAUAAGCUUGCAUUAACAGCACGAAAUAGUAUACGCAAAAAUUCAAGUUUGAGUCAAUUAUACCAGAGCAUGCAAGAAGCAUACAAUCAAAUGCAGACUCCACUGGUCUACCAACGUCCACCUGCUUUGGGACUAAAAGAGCUGAAAGAAUCCACAGUCCAAUUGGCCUCAAGUGCUGGCUACAUUGAUGCCCCCGUUGAUGAGACUGUUUUUGAUGUGGAUAAGGAUAUUGAUGAUCUUUUGCCUAUUGAAGUGAAAGAGCAACGCCUCAGCAAUCUGCUUCAAGCAUUGAUGGUCGGUGGUUGUGUAGCUGCUAUGCCUGUUUUGAAGAAAAUCCCAACCUCUGUUCUUUGGGGAUAUUUUGCUUUCAUGGCGAUUGAAAGCUUGCCUGGAAAUCAAUUUUGGGAGAGGAUAUUGUUUCUUUUCACUGCUCCAAGUCGAAGAUACAAGGUGCUGGAGAAGUAUCAUGGAACCUUUCUUGAGACUGUGCCUUUCAAAACAAUUGCCACCUUCACCUUGUUCCAGACGGCUUACUUGCUCAUGUGUUUUGGCUUAACAUGGAUCCCAAUUGCUGGGGUGCUUUUCCCAUUGUUGAUCAUGCUUCUGGUCCCAGUGCGGCAGUAUUUGCUCCCUAAGUUUUUCAAAAGAGCUCACCUUCAAGACCUGGAUGCUGCAGAGUAUGAGGAAGCCCCUACCAUUGCUUUCAACAUGUCCUUUGAAGAUCAGGAUCUUCAGUCAAGAAUCACAAACAUUGAUGGUGGGGAGAUUCUUGAUGAAAUUAUCACAAGAAGCCGUGGUGAGAUCCGCCAUAGCCCAAAAGCAUCAAGUUUGACCCCUACUUCACUAGAAGGUAUAAAACCUGCUCAUAGCCCGCGGACGUCACAGAGAGUAUACAGCCCCCAUUUAAGUGAACUGAGAGGGGAAAGAAGCCCCCGACAGGGACUUGAAAGAACACAGACUUCCAGCCCUGGGUCAUCUAUCCUUGGACAGACCACUCCUGGCUCUUCAAGCUAAAAUUCCUAGAAGUGUGAUUCUGGUGAGAUUAUUAUUGGCAAUGGUGCUCGAGAGGUUAUGUACUAAGUGUCAUCUUUGUAGGUCUGUUUCUAAACUUUGUUUCUACCAUAUGGUGGGCAGAGAAGGUGAUUACGAUAAUGGAAAUAUGUAUGAUUUUUCGUAUUUUAACCAAA
This is a messenger RNA of Prunus dulcis (almond), 3568 nucleotides long. RefSeq names its product probable boron transporter 2. Gene Ontology annotation, biological process: monoatomic anion transport; transmembrane transport; monoatomic ion homeostasis. The coding region runs from base 1251 to 3395 and encodes 714 amino acids. Gene Ontology annotation, cellular component: plasma membrane. The record is from RefSeq and is a predicted model, not a curated record. The transcript is spliced from 12 exons. Gene Ontology annotation, molecular function: solute:inorganic anion antiporter activity. Lineage: Eukaryota; Viridiplantae; Streptophyta; Magnoliopsida; Rosales; Rosaceae.